This is a messenger RNA of Chrysochloris asiatica (Cape golden mole), 1092 nucleotides long. RefSeq names its product sorting nexin 31 (gene SNX31). The annotation marks the transcript as partial. The transcript has 11 exons. Lineage: Eukaryota; Metazoa; Chordata; Mammalia; Afrosoricida; Chrysochloridae. The record is from RefSeq and is a predicted model, not a curated record. Gene Ontology annotation, biological process: intracellular protein transport. Gene Ontology annotation, molecular function: phosphatidylinositol binding. Gene Ontology annotation, cellular component: early endosome.
AUGAAGAUGCACUUCUGUAUCCCUGUGUCCCAGCAGCGUCCAGAUGCCCUGGGGGGCCGCUACGUGCUGUACUCUGUGUAUCUGGAUGGGUUCCUCUUCUGCCGGGUGCGCUACAGCCAGUUGCAUCGCUGGGAUGAACAGCUGAGGCGGGUCUUUGGAAAGUGUCUGCCACCCUUUCCACCAAAGUACUACCUGGCAAUGACCACAUCAAUGGCUGACGAGAGGAGGAACCAGUUGGAACAAUAUUUGCAAAAUUUAUCCAUGGACCCAAGCGUGUUGAGAAGUGAUGUCUUCACGGAUUUUUUAAAACAGUUACAGCUGAGUACAUUUAACCUCACUGCCAAGAAGACCUCUCUGGAUAUAUUUCUGCCUGGUGGAAAGAGGAUUAACAUCGAAAUUCUAACGUCAGAUACUGCUGAAAGAGUCUUAGAGGUAGUGUCACACAGAAUUGGACUGUGUCCGGAGCUCUUGGGCUAUUUUGGCCUAUUUCUCAUUCAGUUUCACAAGGAGGGCCAGCUCUCUGUUUUGAAAAAAAUGGCGGACUUUGAACUCCCUUAUGUUAGUCUUCAAAGUUCUGAAGAGGUAAAUUGUAAAGUUGGACUCAGAAAGUGGUACAUGGAUCCAUCCCUUGACUUCAUGCUUCUGGACUGCAGAGUGGCUGUAGAUUUACUCUAUCUGCAGGCAAUACAGGACAUGGAAAAAGAAUGGGCCAAACCCACACAGGCUCAGAGGAAGAAAUUAGAGGCUCUUCAGAAAGAAGACAAUCAGACAAAGUUUUUGGAGCUGUCACGAGAGGUACAACACUAUGGAUGUUUGCAGCUGGAUCCCUGUACCUGUGACUACCCAGAACCGGGAUGUGUGGCUAUUGUUUCUGUCGGCAAUUAUGAAAUCAGUUGCCAUAUAACCCUGCCUGGUGACCAAACCCAGGAUGUCAUUUUCCAGAUGAACAAGGUCAAGUGCUGGCAAGUCACAUUCCUUGGGACUCUGCUGGAUAUGGAUGGGCCUCAGCAAACUCUCAACCAGAACUUAGAGCUCAGAUUUCAGUUCAAUAAGGACAGUCAGUGGCAGUGGUUUGUUAUUUACACCAAACAG